ACCACCACCACCACCUUCUCUCUUCCCUUUAACCUUCUUCUGCAGUACACCACCUCGGGUCCCCGCCAUCCACACUCUUCUGUCGUUUCAAUUGGAUCAUCAGAGAGAGUGAAAUCAAGAUUGGCCUUCCAAGAACUAAUACCUGUGGGUGAUAGAAAGUGGCAACCUUUUUAUGUCAUUGAUAUAUGAAGCCAACAACAAGAUUAUAGGCGAUAAUUACGAAGCAUGUAAAGGCAAGAAAAGAUAGGGAGUUACAAUUUUUUCAGAGGCAGAACACUAGCGCCGCUCGUGUGCUUUGGCAAUCUUCAAUCCUAAAAUCUAGAUCUAGAGGGGUCUCAGUCAUUCACAGACAUUUGUAACCUAAGGUGGUUUGGUUUUUGGCCGGCCAUUUAGCUGCUGUUGUUGGGUUCAAUGCAGAGCACUUGUUGAAGAGCUUUGCUUUGGGUUUUGUUUUAUAUUUGGUGGUUGGUGUGGUGGAUAGGGCCGUGAUAACUGGAGGGUCGGUGAUCAUGUUGAAUUUUGGUAUUGUUUGACUUGACAACGACAUAUGAGCCUGGUAUAGUCUUCACUUUUUGAACUCAAAGCUUGGCCUUCGUUUCUUCUUUGUAUUUGAUUAUUCUAUAUAGUCUAUUUGGGUUUGUGGAAUUGUUAAUUAGUAUUCUUUUAGUGUUGGGAGGUUUCCAACAUGCAAAUAAACUGUUAUCAUUGGUGGUUGGUUGGUUCCUCGCACUUAGCCCAUGUUUCUCACUUGUAACAUUUAAUAUUCUAUUGGUUUUUGCAUAAUUGGCGAGAGAAAGUUGGCGCCUUUAUUGGGAAUUCCCAAUUUUAAGGUGUUGAAAAGUUGUGGAUUGAUACUGGGGGGGAGAGUUGGAACUUUUGAAGUGAGAUUUUCAUGUGGAAGGUUUGUCUCUACUGUAUAAGAUAUGCUGACCUCUGAUGAUGAAGAUAUUGAUGUAUUCUUCGAUUCAGUGGAUAGUUUGCCAGCUCAAGAUUUUAGUUUGGUCAAAGAAGAGUUUGGUUCUGAUAGGCGUGGUUGUGAUAAUUAUGAUAUUUGGGUGAAUGAACCUGUUAGCGUGAAGGACAGACGGGAACGUUUUCUGCAAGAUAUGGGUUUAGCUGAUACUUCUUCAAAGGUUUGUUCACAGAAGAAAAUGAUGAGCUUUGGUGACUCAUCCAUGAACUCGGGACUGGAGAGGAUCAGGGAAUGCAGUGGAGCAGUCUCAAAUUCUUGCAUUUCGCCUAAUGAACAAGUAUCUGAGAAAGCAGCUUCUGUUCAUAAAGUCUUGUUGGAUGAACUGAGAGGGUGUCCCCAAGAUGAACCAGAUGCAAAUUUUCAAGGGAAAAUGCAUGAGCUCGGACACACAGAAACUGAGGCCCAAGAGGAGUUUCAGGAUUUUGAUAAUAGUAAAAAGAAAAGGAAAAACUGGUGGAAGCGCUUUGUAAACAACAUAAGGAAAGGUGUUAAAGGAAUAGUUAGACCAAAAUUCAAUACAGGGACAAAUAAAACUCGUAGAAUAAAGGUAAGACAGUAUAAUAAGAAGUGGCUGGAGUUCAGUGGGCUAUACAAUGGACAAGAGAUUCGAGCGCACAAAGGCCUAAUCUGGACUAUGAAAUUUAGUCCCAAUGGUAAGUAUUUAGCAAGUGGAGGUGAAGAUGGUGUUGUGCGCAUAUGGCGUGUUAUGUUACUGGAUACAUCCAGUAAUUGUUUCACCGUAGAUGACUGUACUGCUAGCAAAGUGAAACAUGACAACUCUUGUCGUUGGAAGAAAAACUCAAGCCAAUCCUUCAUUUUCCUUCCAAAUAAUAUUUUUCAAAUUGAGGAAUCACCUCUGCAAGAAUUUUUUGGUCAUUCCAGUGAUGUCUUGGAUUUGGCUUGGUCUAAUUCUGAUAUUCUCCUCUCAUCGUCUAUGGAUAAAACGGUCAGGUUGUGGAAAAUUGGUUGUGACAAAUGUUUAAGUGUUUUCCAUCACAAUGACUAUGUGACAUGCAUCCAAUUCAACCCUGUUGAUGAAAAUUACUUCAUCAGUGGGUCCAUUGAUGGUAAAGUUCGAAUAUGGGGGAUACAUGAAGAGCGAGUUGUUGACUGGGCAGAUGUUCGAGAUAUCAUAAGUGCUAUAAGUUAUCAGCAAGAUGGGAAAGGAUUUGUAGUUGGUUCUAUAACAGGCACUUGUCGCUUUUAUGUUGCUUCAGGAAACAUUUUCCAGCUGGAGGCACAGAUAGAUGUCCAUGGAAAGAAGAAAGCAUCAGGAAACAAGAUUACUGGCAUUCAGUUCUGCCAAAAAAACUCUCAGAGAAUUAUGGUCACAUCAGAAGACUCCAAAAUUCGCAUAUUUGAUGGCAUUGAGCUUGUUCAAAAAUACAGAGGACUUUCUAAGUCAGGAAGUCAGAUGUCUGGUUCAUUUACAUCAAGUGGGAAACAUAUAAUUUCGGUUGGAGAAGACUCCCAUGUGUAUAUUUGGAACUUCAAUGACUUGGGGCAUGCUUCUUCCAAACAGAUAAAAUCUGAUUACUCAUGUGAGUACUUUUUCUCCAAGGAUGUUACUGUUGCAAUACCUUGGUCAGGCAUGAAAGCAGAUCAAAGGGGCUCUAGCAGUAACUUUUCCCACUGUUCUUCAAAUAUGCAAACCAAACUAGAGGUUGCUUCUGAAGGUAGAGGAGACUCAGAACGUUUUUCUCUUGGUAAUUGGUUCUCCACUGAUGGUACAUCCAGAGGUUCCAUGACAUGGCCCGAGGAGAAACUUCCCAUCUUGGAUUUACCUCUUGCAGAAGAUGAAUAUGAUCACCGACAGUUAUGUUACACAGAUACUUACCAUGACACAAGUUUAUCAGAAACAUGGGGAGUAUCAAUUGUGGCAGCUAGUUGUGAUGGAACUAUCAAGACAUUCCACAACUUUGGAUUGCCCGUUAGGCUUUAGCACAAUGCCAUGGUUUUGUUGGUGCUGAAUAACCGAGUAACUUAUGGCUUUAUGAGAGAUUUUGCACGUUAUCCAGGGUCCUUAUGGCUUUGCUUGGUGAAGGUGGAAACUUAUAGUUGUGUGUUAAGGCCUUAGAUUUCACACGUUCCAGGAAUUUGUACAUUUACAUUUUUGGUAUGCCUCUAAUUUAAUGUGGUUCUGGUGGAAUCAGGCCACAGGGCACACAAAAAUUCUAAUAUUUUUUUUUUUUUUUUUUUCACUUUAACAUUGUCAUUAGCUAACUUAUACAG
This is a messenger RNA of Gastrolobium bilobum, 3205 nucleotides long. RefSeq lists its product as uncharacterized. The record is from RefSeq and is a predicted model, not a curated record. The coding region runs from base 924 to 2915 and encodes 663 amino acids. Gene Ontology annotation, molecular function: protein binding. Lineage: Eukaryota; Viridiplantae; Streptophyta; Magnoliopsida; Fabales; Fabaceae. The transcript is spliced from 9 exons.